Molecule: messenger RNA, 1341 nt
Organism: Gossypium arboreum
Lineage: Eukaryota; Viridiplantae; Streptophyta; Magnoliopsida; Malvales; Malvaceae
Product: flavonoid 3-O-glucosyltransferase-like
Exons: 2
Coding region: 1-1341 (446 amino acids)
Molecular function (GO): UDP-glycosyltransferase activity
Source: RefSeq, a predicted model, not a curated record
AUGGAAGGUUACAGGAAUGCUUCUAAACACAUAGCAGUGUUGGCUUUCCCCUUCGGCACCCAUGCUGUCCCUCUUCUCAACCUCAUCCAUCAGCUGUCAGACGCCUGCCCCAACACCAUGUUUUCCUUCCUUAGCACCCAACAAUCUAACAACUCAACUUUUCGCAAAAAUCUUGAUAAAAUUAAGCCUUUUAAUGUAUGGGAUGGAUUACCUGUGGGGUAUAGUUUUUGGGGAAAUCCUCACGAGCCUGUCGACUAUUUCCUUAAGGCGGUACCUGCAAAUUUUAUGAAGGCUAUAGAUGCCGUUGUGUUUGAAACUGGUAAACCAUUUGAUUGUUUGAUAACAGAUGCAUUUUAUGCAUUUGGGGCUGAUAUCGCGGAUGAGCUUAACAUCCCUUGGGUGGCUCUUUGGACUGCUAGUCCCAGGGCACUCUUCGUUCAUCUCGACUCCGAUAUUAUUCGUCACCAUGUAAGAAUUAACGGUCCUAAAGACAAACCACUUGAUUUUCUUCCCGAUUUUUCUAGCAUACGUAUUGCUGACUUACCCAAUGGAUUAACCUCCGGAGACAUUGACGCCCCCAUGCCGGCAUUGUUGCAUAAAAUGGGAGUGUCACUGUCACGCGCCACGGCAAUUGCCACAAAUUCAUACGAAGACUUGGAUAAUACAGUGGUGAACAUGCUGAAAUUAAGAUUCAGUACGUUCCUCAACGUUGGUCCCUUCAAUCUGGUAUCAGUUUCCAGUUCCACAGUGGAUGACUCGCAUGGGACCUUAGAUUGGAUGAGCAAGCAUGAGGCAGCAUCGGUGGUAUACAUCAGCUUUGGAAGCGUGAUAACCCCACCACCCCAUGAGCUACAAGCAUUAUGUGAAGCCCUGGAGGAAUGUGAGUUUCCAUAUCUUUGGUCUUUGAGGGGAAAUCCUGAGAAACAGCUCCCACUAGGAUUCCUGGAAAGAACCAGCUCCAAAGGAAAGAUAGUUCCAUGGGCUCCUCAGCAGAAAAUAUUGGAACAUCCAUCAGUUGGGGUUUUUGUAAGUCAUGGUGGAUGGAAUUCAGUCCUGGAAAGUAUUAAUGGAUGUGUGCCUAUGAUCUGCAGGCCAUUUUUUGGAGACCAACAAUUGAACACUCGUACUGUGGAGGUUGUAUGGGGAUUUGGGUUCGGGUUAGAAGGUGGAACAUUGACAAAAAAAGGAGCAAAGAAAGCAUUGAAGUUGAUAUUGUGCAGCCAAGAAGGGAAGAAAAUAAGAGAGAAAAUUAGAGUUCAAAAAGAGCUGGCUUGCAAGGCUGUUAGACCCAAUGGUAGCUCUAAUGAAAAUUUCAAAACACUGGUGAAACUUGUCUCUUAA